Triplophysa dalaica is the source of this 5912-nucleotide messenger RNA. RefSeq names its product G protein-coupled receptor 158b (gene gpr158b). Gene Ontology annotation, cellular component: membrane. The record is from RefSeq and is a predicted model, not a curated record. Gene Ontology annotation, molecular function: G protein-coupled receptor activity. The transcript is spliced from 11 exons. Lineage: Eukaryota; Metazoa; Chordata; Actinopteri; Cypriniformes; Nemacheilidae. Gene Ontology annotation, biological process: G protein-coupled receptor signaling pathway. Bases 25 to 3840 code for a protein of 1271 amino acids.
CAUCGUGCUUGGUGGCGUCGAGGUAUGGGUGCAUUCCUGCUCUGUCUUCUUUUGCAAAUGGGAAUUUCGAAGGGAUCAAAUUAUGGCUAUGUGGAAUGGUCGGUGAGCGACAAAGACGCAGAAAUCAAGGCAAAAUACCCUGUUUACAGCACACCUUAUACUAAGGACACGCUACACCAUCAACCGACCGUCUCCAACAACCCAUCUGCCACCGAGCGAACCGUGGUGGCGCAUAAGAUCGAGGAGGAUCUGCCACGGGUUGUCACCGCGUUUCUGCAUACGGGAGACUCUACCACUCUGAAGCAUGUCAAUUGCUCCAAACGGUAUGAGCUGAGCAGUCUCCGCGGUGGCGCGCACGUCGCCUUGCACUACUCCCUUCAAAGCAUCCUCGACACCAUGGCGCACGCCACCAACUUCCUAAACAUGCUCCUGCAAUCCAAUACAUCCACGGAGCACCACAUCGCGAAGGACAUCCAGUGGUACCACUCGUUAGUGAGGAGUAUGUUGGAAUGGAAUCCUAAAAUCCAUCGGGCAGUGGUGGCAUUUCACACGGAGUCACCAGAGGCGCCUGGUCCGCAGGUCUUUCUACAGGCAACCAGGGCCGAGAACCAUAUAGUGCUUCAAGAUCUCUCCAGCACGGCGCACCAUCACCUUAAAAACAAGACAUCUGAGUCCGACUGGUAUAACGAGUUUAGGGACCGAAAGAGACACCACCUACACAAAAGUCAAGGGUUUCCGGCAUCACCGGACGGAUCUUUUUUAGACAGAACUCAUGUCAAAUGGUCUGCGCCCUACUUGGAGUGUGAGCAUGGCAGUUUUGUGCCGCACUGGCUUUUAACACUCUCGGCAGGUUUCUAUGGCUUGAAGAACAACAAAGCGCCAGAGUUUAGAGGAGUAGUGCGUGUGGAUGUUAAUCUCCAGGAUGUAGACAUUGACCAGUGCUCCAGCAGUGGCUGGUUUGCAGGCACUCACCGUUGUAACUUGACAACUAUGGAGUGUAACCCAAUUCUAGGCCACGGAUUUGUGCUGGAUAAGUACAAGUGUCAAUGCAAAUCAGGUUUCUACCAUCCGAGUAGAGUGACACUCAAUGGCUUCUCAAAAUCAGACCGGGGCUUAUACAGUGAUGAAUUCCGGGAAGUGCCUGGGAGGUGUCUGCCGUGCCGAGAAGGGUGUACAAUCUGUAACGAUGACACGCCAUGUCUGGCUCAACAAGACACUGCCCUCCGUCUAGCCAUGGUCUCCUUUCAAGGCUUCUGUAUGCUCAUGGACUUCAUCAGUAUGCUGGUUGUCUACCACUUUCGCCGCAACAAGAGAAUAAGAGCAUCUGGUCUUAUUCUUGUUGAAGCGAUUCUGGCGGGAUCUAUGCUUCUCUACUUACCUGUUAUGAUACAGUACUUUAACCCGAGUGUAUUCCGGUGCAUUCUCCUGAGAUGGAUUCGCCUGCUCGGCUUUGCUGUCGUUUACGGAACAGUCAUUCUGAAAUUAUUCAGGGUUGUAAAAGUGUUCUUGUCACGCACGGCCCAGCGAAUUCCCUACAUUACCAGCUGGAGAGUUCUGCGUCUGCUCGUCGUGAUUCUGCUUGUGGUUCUAUGGUUCCUAGUGGCCUGGACCUCAGCCGUGUGCCAGAAUCAUGACACCCAACACGCCCUCAUUGACAUCGGAGUCACCCCAGAGGGCCAAAAGUUCAGUAUGUGUCUGCUGGAUAGCUGGGACUAUAUGAUGGCUGCAGCGGAGUUCCUCUUCCUGCUGUGGGGGGUUUAUCUGUGCCAUGCUGUGCGGACUGUUCCGUCCACCUUUCACGAGCCACGUUACUUGGCAGUCGGCAUUUAUAAUGAACUCCUCAUCUCUGCAAUAUUCCACAUUAUUAGGUUCACUCUUGGGACUGGGCUGCAUCCAGAUUGGAUGCUAAUGCUGUUUUUUGUCCAUGCCCACCUGACAGUGACUGUAACAUUGGGAUUACUUCUCAUUCCAAAGUUCCUUUUCACUGGUACACAUACGCGGGAGGACAUUGUCACUGAGGCAUUUGAGGAUGAGCUGGAUAUGGGUCACUCGGGCUCCUGUCUGAACAGCAGCAUAACUUCUGCCUGGAGUGAACACAGCCUGGACCCUGAGGACAUUAGGGAGGAACUUAAAAAACUCUAUUCCCAGCUGGAGAUCUAUAAAAGAAAGAAGAUGCUAGCCAAUAACCCUCACUUUCAGAAGAAGCGCAGUUCCAAGAGGGGCCUCGGACGUACAAUAAUGCGACGAAUCACAGAAAUACCAGAGACAGUUAGUCGGCAAUACAGUCGAGAAGACAGGGAAGCAGGUGACCAUGGAAGUAACAGAGGUACACUGCGGAAAAACCCUUUCGACCCAUCUCACUCUGGAAAGCCAAGAGAAGAAUCUCUGAGGAGUAAGAUGUUCUCACUUAAGAGAUCUUAUAGCUACGACCAUACACAUGACGAAACUGGGAAAACAAUUGGGGUGCAUGAUGAUAAAAUAGAGAACUCCACCACUGAAUCAUCUCUGCUGGAUACACUGAUGGGCAGGAGGUCUAACAAGAAGAAUCUAGAUGUGUCGAAAAUCGAGUUAGCAGAAUCUACAGAGUCAGUGCCCUUAGUGUGCAAAUCGGUUAGUGCACACAACCUGGCUGCAGAUAAAAAGCCUGUACUUCUCCGAACGUCGAUGUUACAGAAAUCAUUGUCUGUGAUUGCUAGUGCCAGAGAGAGGACAUUGGGGAUUGCGGGGAAGACGAACAGCGUUGAGGAUGCCAGCAAGAAGGGUCUCAAAGGAAAGGACAGUACUGUGCUUUCUGAAGUUGAAGAAACGCCUGAGUGUAUUCCAAAAAUGAUCAUCAGCCAGUCAGUUGAGUACACCAAGACGCCGAGUAAGAUGGGGAUCAUGAAGCAACAGGUGAGUGGCAGUCAGCCAUCCAUUUGUUCAGAGCCAGGAAGGAGCAAGGAUCUUUACGACCUCUCUGAGGUGUGCCCUUGGGAGGUGGAAGAGCUUCCGACUCCGUCCGAGGGGAAGGCUCAAAAGCAUGUUUCCAUCGCUGUUAGUGAACCCAACGUUGGACAUGGGAGCAGCCCUAAAAGUGGAUGCUCUAAACACAAGCAGAAAACAGUGAGCCAGUCUACUUUGAACCGGCGCCGCUCCAGAGACAAGACUGCAGACAGAGAUGAGGGGAGGAAACCAAAAUCUCUCAACCUCACUGUCCACAAAGAUGAAAGUCUGUGGAGCUUUGAGGACCAAGGAAUGGCGACUGCAGGGCUGUCCUCUAAUAGGACAAGACGCAAGAAAAGCGUUACACCAACAGAUGGAAAGCCCAAGAUCAUCUUCUCAGAUAUCUCUAAGUCUACAGGAAGCCUUUUGCAGCCUCCAGCUCUAAUGGUGGAUAUUAGCCCUUUGGAUUACGAUCCACCCGUGUCCCCCAACCAAGACAAGACAUCCAGUCCCACACAUCACUCAAAGAGAAGGGAUUCAAGCUCGAAAAGAAAAGGAUCAUGCUCUUCCAAAGAGAAAGGAAAGGAUAAAGACGAUGAUAAGCGAAGAUCCAAUUGCAGGGAGCGGAGAAGCUCCUGGAGCAAACCCUCAGAGAAACGACGUACAAGCCAAUCAUCAGAGGGUGACCAGAUGGCAGGAGCAUCUGGCAGGAGAAGAAGCUCUACUAGAGAGACAGCGAUGAGAGGCAGUAAGCAUGCUGAAGUUUGCCCAUUGGUGACGGAAACAUUGCAGACUGUUGCCUCAAAUGAAAAACAGCCUCCAACAACGGACACAAAUCGAACACCAGCCGAUUAUCUCAACAUGGCUGAAAUCUGUCCGUGGGACUUUGAUGAGAAGUUGUCAGGGAAAAAUGCAUGACGCAGUACCCACAAAAUCCCUCCGGCAACAUAUUUGAAUGUUAGCCCCCCACUUCCAGUUUUUGAUAACUUUGCACACAAAGACACUUUUUAAAUACUUGGUAACAAGAAAAAUGUAACGUUUAGUCAACCUGAAAAUCUCGUUUGGAUACACACCCAUGUAACUAUAGUGUCUUGCAAAUGUGUUUAAAACGUGUUCUUUCAUUUGUAAUUUCAAGGUUGAUGUCUAACCACACAAACUAAAAAUGACUGUUUCACAUUUAAUUAGAUUUUACAAGAAACAUGCAAUGUAAACACAUAUUCAGUCUGUGUUGACAAGGGUUCGAUGAAUAUUAAUUGCCCUAUUUUAGUCUUUACUUGAAACCUAAUAAAAUAAACCCCACAUGUUCUGUAUAAAAGAAAAUGUGAAGGACAAGUGUGUCAUCCAAAAAUGUAUAGAUAAAAUACAGCAAAUGUAAAAAAAACAUAUAAUAGAUGCUCUAAUGGCAAACACCCAAAACCACCCUGCUUAAAAAGGCAUUUAGGAAGACAGAGACCAUUAUUAAUGGAUUUAGAAUACAUUUGCAAGGCACUAUUGGGAAGAGUGAGGUAAUGCAGGGUUUAAAGGUAUAGUUGACCUAUAAAUGAAAAUUCUGUCGUCAUUAACUCGCCCUCAAGAGCCUUUGUUCCGUUAAACAAAUCAAGUUAUUUUGAAGAAUGUGGGAAACUAAAGCGUUCUGGGGCACCAUUUACUACCACAGCAGUUUUUCCUUAUUAUGGAAGUCUAAAGUGCACCAGAUCUUUUUGGUUACAAAAAUUCCAAAUCUUUUUGGUUACAAAAAUUCUUCCAAUAUUCUUUCUUUGUGUUCAACAGAACCAUGAAAGUUACCAAGGUCUGGAACAACUCAAGAGUGAGUAAAUAUUGACUUUGAUUUAUGGGUAAACUGACCCUUUAAAGGAACACUCCACUUUUUUUAAGUAGGCUCAUUCUCCAACUCCCCCAGUUGAGUUGAGUUUUACCGUUUUGGAAUCCACUCAGCCGAUCUCCGGGUCUGGUGAUAGCACUUUUAGCAUAGCUUAGCAUAGAUCAUUGAAAACUUGACUCUUCUGUACUUAUAUCGUGUGCUAAGACUGGCUGAAAAUGAAAAGUUUCGAUUUUCUAGGCUAAUAUGAUUAGGAACUAUACUCCCAUUUCGGUGUAAAAAUCAAGGAAGUUUGCUGCUGUGACAUGGCCGCAGCAGGCGCAGUGAAAUCACGCUCCUUGUGCAAGCAGUUGGUCACGUUGGAUAAGAUGACUGGAGUGCUAAAAUGCCAUAAGUGCCAUCGCCAGACCCGGAGAUCGGCUGAAUAUAAUCCAAAACGGUAAAAAUUCUGGAGGAGUUGGAGAAUGAUCCUAUUUUCAAAAAGAAUUGAGUGUUCCUUUAAGACGCCCCCUUCGCAUCUAGCGCUCAUGUAGAGAAUCACACAAAAAGUACAUUUAACAUUUUAAAUAACAAUUUUAGGUUUCGAAACACUAGGUUUUGAUCCAUUCGAAACCACUGCCAAGAACAAGAUUUAUGUAAUUGAUGCUGCAAUUAUUUUUUGACCCCACUGUCACCUAUACUGUUUAAUGUAAAUAACUUCCAAAUACAAAACCUGACUCACCUUACCCCAUUUUAUAUUACUACAAAAUUCCUAAAUACUUUUGCAUGAAUGCAAGUUGUAGCCAAGGUAUUUUUGUCAAUGUUGAAUAUUACUAGAGACAGUGCUCAAAAUAACUGUUUGAUAAUUGAACGGAUAUACUUAUUUUUGUUGCAGUGUUGUUGGUAUUUUUUUUUCAACAUUACAUGACCCUAUCUUGUAAGAUUCUGUUCUGUUGUGAUUUGUACUGAUAUCAAACAUGUUGUCUCCCUGCUGGUGUUGGUUACAUCAUUAGUAAAUGGUCACAUUUGCUCUUGCAUGUCAGUAAGUCUGUCUUUUCCUUGCACAAUUCUGUAUCGGUAUGUAUAUUAAAUGUUUUAUUGCAGAUACUAUACAUUUUGUCAGUAUUAUGCAGUGGUUAUGUUUAAUAUUAAUCAACCUGGGAAUGUCUACUGUUUAUUUUAUGUGCUUUGU